Molecule: messenger RNA, 1423 nt
Organism: Gossypium raimondii (Peruvian cotton)
Lineage: Eukaryota; Viridiplantae; Streptophyta; Magnoliopsida; Malvales; Malvaceae
Product: GDSL esterase/lipase At5g18430
Exons: 5
Coding region: 82-1191 (369 amino acids)
Molecular function (GO): hydrolase activity, acting on ester bonds
Source: RefSeq, a predicted model, not a curated record
UUGAUUAUUCACAAGCCAAGGCAAAGACUGCAAUAAAGAAGUGGUUUUUAGUGUAUUACUCUCAUUCUCAGCUCUUCGAUAAUGGCGAGUUCACCGGCUCUUGUUUCAUGGCUGGUUCUAGUUUUAACCCUUGCAAUGGCAGUUUCAACGACUCAAGUCGAAGCUGCCAGGGCAUUCUUCGUAUUCGGUGACUCGUUGGUCGACAAUGGCAACAAUAAUUAUCUAGCCACCACUGCUCGAGCCGAUUCACCUCCUUAUGGCAUUGACACUCCGAGUCGUCGCCCCACUGGUCGCUUCUCGAAUGGCAAAAACAUACCCGAUUUCAUCAGUGAAGCACUCGGUUCGGAGCCGCUACUGCCGUAUUUGAGUCCGGCACUCAAUGGAGAUAGGCUACUUGUUGGUGCCAACUUUGCUUCGGCUGGUAUUGGUAUCCUUAAUGACACCGGAAUACAAUUUAUAAACAUUAUAAGAAUGUUCAGGCAAUUUGAAUACUUUCAAGAAUACCAGGGCCGGUUAGCUAACCUCAUCGGUACCACCGAAGCACAGCGGAUUGUAUCCGAAGCUCUCGUACUCAUCACCGUCGGCGGCAAUGAUUUUGUGAACAACUACUUCUUGGUCCCAUUUUCCGCAAGAUCUCGACAAUUCAGUCUACCGGAUUACGUUAGAUAUCUUAUCUCCGAGUACAGAAAACUUCUAAUGAGACUGUACGAACUUGGAGCGAGGAAGGUUCUGGUGACCGGCACCGGACCAUUGGGUUGUGUUCCGGCCGAAUUAGCCAUGCGGAGCCCGAAUGGUCAAUGUGCAGCCGAGUUGCAACGAGCUGCCGGCUUGUUUAACCCACAACUGGUUCAAAUGAUAAAUGGACUCAACAGUGAUCUUGGUGCUAAUGUUUUCAUUGCUGCUAAUACACAACAACAAACCAAUGAUUUCAUUAGCAACCCCAGAGCCUUUGGAUUUACUACGUCAAAGAUAGCAUGUUGUGGGCAAGGGCCUUACAAUGGACUAGGAUUAUGUACCGUAGCAUCUAAUUUGUGCCCAAACCGUGACUUGUAUGCCUUUUGGGAUCCGUUCCAUCCGUCGGAGAAGGCAAACAGGAUUAUCGUCAACAUGAUAUUGAGAGGGUCGACAAAUUACAUGAGUCCCAUGAAUCUAAGCACUUUAUUAGCAUUGGACACCAUUCCAGGGACUUAGUUUAAAUUACUUACAUGUUCUAAUAAGGAUAAUAAAGGGAAAAAGAACAUCUUGUCGGGUAUUUGCUUAGCCAUGCAUUUCUGUUGUGUCCUUCCUGAUGCUUUGGUUGUAAUUAAUCAAUAUUUCUUGGUGAACUGUAAUGUAAUGUUUUAAUCUAUACUUAUAUUUAAAGUUUUGACUAGUUGGUGUUAUGAACCAAUUAGACAUCAACUUAGUUGGAAAAUUAUUAAAA